Spodoptera litura is the source of this 2426-nucleotide messenger RNA. Lineage: Eukaryota; Metazoa; Arthropoda; Insecta; Lepidoptera; Noctuidae. The record is from RefSeq and is a predicted model, not a curated record.
ACCUUAAGUAAUUUGUAGAACUGGCAAUACUUUUUUUGAAUUGUUCGUCGGUUUGCGAUUAUUGAGUUGUCACUGUCAAACAAAUGUGAAGUUGGCCGUCUUCCCUGCCUUAUAGGCAGUCGUGAUUGAGCCUCACUGGAGUGAACAUUAAGUUCCAGGAACAUGAGCGACCGAGAAAUUGAAAGAAAUGAGAGGCUACAUCGAGGCGCAGACGCGUCGCGAAGCCGUAGCCGGGAGCGGCGAGAAAGCGAGUGGAGCAGCCGUAGCCGUCGUGACGAGCGUCAUCGGAGAACAAGAUCCCGAAAGCGCAGUUCGGCUCGUGAUCAGCUGCCUAGUCGGAAUCGCAGCCGUAGCACAACUAGUCUGCGAGAACAAGAGCGCAAACUGUCUCAGGAAAGGAGACGGCUGAGGAGACUUGAUAGUGAGGUACGAAGAGAACGUGAAUUAUUAUUAAAACGUGAACGGGAUCGAACACGUCGACGGUGUGAUACUCCUAAGUCUGACGCUAGUCACCGUACUAAAAGAAAUGUAAAUGAUUAUCCGCGACGUGAUCGAUCUCUCGUUACACCGGAAAAAGGCAAUGCAUCUCGUGAUGACCGUAACAAGGAUCCUAGACUAAUGACUGUAGAUUUUAUCGAAGAAUUUUUGAGAGCAUUAAAAUCGAAGGCAGGGGAUCGUGAAUCGUUUUCCACAUUAACAAAUGUUAUACCCGAAUUUGACCCGUUAUUAAAAGAACAAACCAUUAAUAUUUGGCUCGAUAAGGUUGACGAAUGUUCUGAAAUCUAUAAUUGGACUGAUAGGCAGACUAUUCACUAUGCCCUGCCUAAACUCACUGGUCUGGCAAAGACAUGGUACCAGGGUUUACCCACUAUUAAGCAUACCUGGGCGGAAUGGAGAGUCAUGCUAAAAGAAUCCUUCCCGGCUACCGAAAAUUACGCCGAACUGCUUACGGAUAUGCUUAAUAGGCGGGUACGCCUCGGCGAAUCCUUAGAAGUAUAUUAUUUUGCAAAAUUAAAUUUACUUAAUCGAUGUAAAAUCUUUGGAAAGCAAGCGGUGGACUGUUUACUUUAUGGCAUUGAAGACAGAGGCGUUCGAGUCGGUGCUCAAGCAGCCAAAUUUGAGAAGCCCGAAGACGUACUCGAAUUUUUCAAAACUAUAAAGUCCAAUCAUUACAAAAAUCAGUCAGAUUUUCAGAAGGAUUUAAAUAGGGAUAAGCGUUCUGGUGAUACAUCAGCUAACAAUAAUUCGCUUAAAAGUGUAGAUAGUACAUCGUCUAAAAAUAAUGACGUGAGGGGUCCUAUUACUUGCUUUAACUGUCAGAGCGUGGGACAUCCUAGUUUUAAAUGCCCUAAACCUAUUUUAAAAUGUACUAACUGCAACUUUCUGGGGCACGAGAUGGCCCAUUGCCCUAAACUCAAAGAAACUAGAAGCGAAGUGCCAAGGUCCAUAUAGGAUAAAGCAGAUCUUACCUCACGAUAGAUUUCUAGUCGAAAACACACCUUUAACCAGAAAAGGUGCAAGAUAGAGUCGGUUGUAGCAAUAGAUAAGAUAUACCCAUGGCUAAGUUUCAAUGCCCCCGCUAGCUCUUCCAGUGUUAACGACGAUGACAAUAGUGAAAAUUGAUUUAUAUGUAGAUUUAUAUUAUACUAUGUACAAUUAAUAUUGACUGAUUGAAGUUAUUGAGCAAAUGAUAAACGAUGAAGUGAUCAAAGUGAGGGAUGCCACAAGUCGGGCAUGAUUGGCGUAUGAACUCGCCGCCCAUGAGUGACUUGCGGCAUCGCGGCUGUUAGUAGUGCUGAGUGAAGGAAGUAGCUCUCAUGAAUACAGCUAUAGAAUAAUUGAGCGAAAAUGUUUCGAGCCGGGUAUGAUUGGUGUAAGAACUCACCGCCCAUUAGUGACUCCAAAUAUUGUAGUUAUAGUUAAAUGAAGUUAUUUAAUUAAUGUAAUGAAAUCAAAAUCCGCCGCAUAGGAUAUUAAGUUUAAGUUUAUCAAAGUGAUAUAUGCAAUGAUUGCUUAAAUAUUGUAUCUUACUGUUAUUUUCUUUACAUUAUUUGUUAAUUUUCAUUGUAAUAUCCUCAAAUUUGGUGAUUAAAACGAAGGGACUCGUUGUAAGGGAGGAUGGCCGACUGUAACAAAACACUAAUAUGUAUUAUAUUAAAUAUGAUUUUAACUAAUUCAAAUAUUAUUUAAACCUUAAGUAAUUUGUAGAACUGGCAAUACUUUUUUUGAAUUGUUCGUCGGUUUGCGAUUAUUGAGUUGUCACUGUCAAACAAAUGUGAAGUUGGCCGUCUUCCCCGCCUUAUAAGCAGUCGUGAUUGAGCCUCACUGGAGUGAACAUUAAGGUUAGUGAAUUGUAAUUAUUAUUGUCAAGUUCUGUUGUAACCUGGUAGUGCGAGUUUAUUUGUCAGAUAGUAAAUUAUAUACAG